AUGGCACACAAGUCUAUCGUUACGGGCUUGCCGCCCCUGGCUACCAAUGCUACCGAGAGAACACCAAAGCUCAUGACCCGGGAUGAGAUUGAAGCCUUGAUCGCCGAGGACAAGCACAUCACUAUCUAUCACAACCAAGUCAUCAAGAUGGAUCCUUGGAUGCCGUAUCACCCUGGCGGUGACAAAGCUAUGCUUCAUAUGGUUGGCAAGGAUGCCUCGGAUGAAAUCGAUGCCUUCCACUGUUUCGAAACCCGGCAGCACGUACUGCGUUAUCGUAUCGGACGAGUUGAGGGAACUUGGGAGAACUUACUGCCACCAAUUCAGGGAGGUGUUUACCGUACCCGCGAAGAAAUAGAACGAAUCAACUCUAAAAGCAAUACGAACAACGACCAAGACUCGAGUGCUCCAUCGACCCGUGUGCCAUCACCAGUAUUUGAUGAAGAAACUUCAGAGGGUGUUCGACAACGAAAGGCCGACACGAAGAAGGACGGGGCUAGGGCGUCCUCAGUAUCAUCCACGUCAAGCGUUGAAGAAGUAGAGUUGGAUGGCAUGUCAUAUUUGGACACAAUCACCCGAGAGCAUAUCAAAAUCGACCUCGACAAGUACCCUCCGCCCGACAAAGAGACACAGGCCAAGGUAGCCAUGAAAUACCGCGAACUUCACCAAAAUGUCUACGACAAUGGCCUUUACAACUGUAACUACAAGGCUUAUGCAAUUGAGUGUGUUCGGUAUAUUGCAUUGGCCGUUGGCUCAUUAUUUUGUCUUCGAUAUGAGUGGUAUGCUCUCAGCGCUUUCUUACUGGGUUUUCUUUGGCAUCAGCUCUCGUUCACUGUUCAUGAUGCUGGCCAUAUGGGCAUAACCCACAACUACCUCACCGAUUCUUGCAUCGGAGCUCUUAUUGCCGACUUUAUGGGGGGUCUUUCAAUUGGAUGGUGGAAGCGGAAUCACAACGUGCACCACGUUGUCACCAAUGCGCCGGAGCACGAUCCUGACAUUGAGCACAUGCCCCUUUUUGCCGUCUCCCAUCGCUUGCUUGGCAGCUUGAGGUCGACAUACUAUGAGCGGGUUAUGACUUACGAUGCUGUGGCAAAGGUUCUGCUUAGAAUUCAGGCCUGGACCUACUAUCCACUGCUUGCACUUGCUCGGUUCAAUCUCUACCGGCUGUCGUGGGACUUCCUCCUUAUGUCCCGAGGUCCAAAGAAGGGACCUGCGUUGAUCAUCUGGUGGCUCGAGGUCAUCGGCCAGGUUUUCUUCUGGACUUGGUUUGGUUACGGUCUUGUUUACAAUAUGCUUCCUGACAACUGGACCCGAUUCUACUUUGUUAUGAUCAGCAACAUCACUGCAUCUCCCCUCCACGUUCAGAUUGUAUUGUCUCAUUUUGCAAUGAGCACGGUAGAGCUGGGGCCCCAGGAGUCUUUUCCCCAGAAGCAACUCCGAACGACCAUGGAUAUCGACUGUCCGGAGUGGCUUGAUUUCUUCCACGGUGGCCUUCAGUUUCAGGUUAUCCACCAUCUCUUUCCUCGCGUGCCCCGCCACAACUUGCGUGCGACACAAAAGCUUGUUCAGAAGUUUUGCGACGAGGUCAAUAUCCCUUACGUGCUGUACGGGUUUGCUGGUGGUAACCAGCAAGUUAUUGGAAGGCUGGCAGAGGUGUCCCGGCAGGCGGCGAUUCUUGCCAAAUGCCAGAAGUCGAUCCAGAACGGAGACCUUGCGGGUCAUCAUCACUAG
Fusarium sp. VM40 is the source of this 1728-nucleotide messenger RNA. The record is from the annotation of a GenBank genome assembly. NCBI's taxonomy places the organism in Eukaryota, Fungi, Ascomycota, Sordariomycetes, Hypocreales, Nectriaceae.